Messenger RNA from Oncorhynchus tshawytscha (Chinook salmon), 1885 nucleotides. RefSeq names its product alpha-2,8-sialyltransferase 8E-like. The coding region runs from base 293 to 1369 and encodes 358 amino acids. Gene Ontology annotation, biological process: N-glycan processing; oligosaccharide metabolic process. The transcript has 9 exons. Gene Ontology annotation, molecular function: alpha-N-acetylneuraminate alpha-2,8-sialyltransferase activity. NCBI's taxonomy places the organism in Eukaryota, Metazoa, Chordata, Actinopteri, Salmoniformes, Salmonidae. The record is from RefSeq and is a predicted model, not a curated record.
GAUGGUCAGAGGGGAGGGACCUCUGGCUUUCUCAUCCAAUGGGUUUUGUACAGGCGGCAAAGAGAGGACACGAGGAGUAUGCAAUUGAGAUUUGGUUAGUACUAUUUGGAAUCCUUGGGAUGUUCCUACCCUUACCAUUUAAAAUGUCAAUUUCAAUGGGGUAGGGACAUCCCAAGGACCUUGAAUAGCACGGACCAUUGAGAUUUUCCCACAAACACACCUCUAUUCCCUUCCCUGAUGGACAGAUAGUGUAGUCGUUGUGCUGUCAUUCAGUCUGUGACUUGUUGUAACAAUGUGUUACCUGGUUCUAUUCAUUCUCCUCUGCUCUGGAACUCUCCUGUCUAUUACGCUCAUAGACUACUACCAACACCAAAGAGAUGGGUUCCUGGACUCUGUUCAGAAGGGGUUGCAGUGUAGGAGACUGAGAAAGAGACUGGUGACCAUGAGUACUAUAAAAAAAGUGGACAUUGCCCUGUUCUCUCAGGAUGUGAGAGAGCUGAUGGACUGUCCUUGGAGACUCAACCUCACACACAGAGAACUAUACAGGACAGAGUUGUGGUCGUGCUGUAAUGCAUCUGAUAGGCUGAUGGUGACCAGACAGAACACCAAUCUGAACCAGAGUCUGUCCUAUGAGAUACACAGGUGGAAGAAGAGAAAGGUGGAUCAAGCACUAUGGGAGAUGCUGCCUCAGACUGUACCCUGGAGUAAAGGUUCAUUGAGUCGUUGUGCCGUGGUGGGAAGUGGAGGAAUCCUGCAGAACAGCAGCUGUGGAGCGGAAAUAGACAAUGCUGACUAUGUCAUCAGGUUUAACCUGGCUCCUAUCAACAAGAGUUGUGACGUGGGAGUGAAAACAGACCUCGUAACAGCCAACCCUAGCCAGAUCAUUAAAGGGUACACUGACCUCCAGCAGAACCCUGGACACCUGGCAGAAGUCCUUUCAUUCUAUGGUCACGCCCAUCUGCUUCUCCCCGCCUUCUCGUCUGCCUCUGGGACAGCCCCCUGCUUCAAGGUGUACCAUGCCCUCCGUAAGGCCCGCCCCCAACAAGAAGUGGUGUUCUUCCACCCAGACUACCUGUUUGAGCUGGGCAGGUUCUGGCGUCACCGCGGGCAGCGAGCCCGACGGCUCUCUACUGGUCUGAUGCUGGCCAGCACUGCUUUGGAGAUCUGUGAACAGGUUCAUCUGUACGGCUUCUGGCCCUUCCCUCUGGAUCUAUCCCACAAUUCUUUGCCCCAUCAUUACUAUGACAACGUGGGUCCGAACCGCAAAAUGCACGCAAUGCCUGAAGAGUUCCUGCUGUUACUACAACUCCACAGCAAGGGGGCGCUACAGCUACAUGUUGGACCCUGUACACUGACCCCUACACACUAACCUAUACAACCUUAGUUACUAUAAUUCCACAACCAGGGGGCGCUACAGCUACAUCCCUGUUGAUAGCCCCUUGUGCAGAGAUAGGCAACAGAAGGCUACCACACUAACUUGUAUUCACACCCUGAUCCCUCAGUCUCUGUGGUGAGACAAUACUGUGAACACAAUUUAAGAUUGAAUUUGGACCACAACUUAAUAGAGUUAACAGUUUAGAACACGACCUAAUUCAGCGUUACCCAAACUUGGCCCUGGGCACCUCAAGGGGUGCACAUUUUGGUUUUUGCCCUGGCACUACACAGCUGAUUUAAAAAUAAUCAACUCAUCAAGCUUUGAUUAUUUUAAUCAGCUGUGCACCUCAUGAGUUACCCAAGACGGAGUUUGGGAAACGCUGACUUAACUGUUUUAGAACUAAAAAGACCAAAUAGUUUGGAACCUGACCUAAAUCAUGACUGGUCAAUUGUUCCUUUACCAGUUUUAUGUUUCCAGAUAAAUGUCAAAAUAAAGAGAUGAGGAGAGUGA